Micropterus dolomieu (smallmouth bass) is the source of this 3897-nucleotide messenger RNA. It is a transcript of the gene kank3, whose product is annotated as KN motif and ankyrin repeat domains 3. Gene Ontology annotation, biological process: negative regulation of actin filament polymerization. The transcript is spliced from 12 exons. Gene Ontology annotation, cellular component: cytoskeleton; cytoplasm. Gene Ontology annotation, molecular function: protein binding. The record is from RefSeq and is a predicted model, not a curated record. Lineage: Eukaryota; Metazoa; Chordata; Actinopteri; Centrarchiformes; Centrarchidae. Bases 195 to 3173 code for a protein of 992 amino acids.
CUGUCUCCAGGGAAGCUGUCUAUCUGCAACAGGACCCUGGGGUUUGACUUACUGCUGUCGCCUCAAAAAUAGAUACGCUGGCUGUGUGGAGCAGGGAGAAGGGAACCAGCUGCAUGAAUCGCUCACUGAGCGGCUGAAAGAGCCAGGUGUUGUUUUGAAGCUGUGUGUGUGCUGAAAGAUCCCUGUCCGAAAAAAUGGCUCAGUCAGUGCAAGUCAACCCAAAGCUGCCUGAUCUGGGCUCUCCAUUCAUCUACUCCAAUCAGGAAGAGACUGAUCAGACAGGCUCCUACUCUGUUCAGACUCCAUAUGGUUUCCAGCUGGAUCUGGACUUCCUCAAAUAUGUAGAAGAGAUAGAAAGUGGGCACAAUCUCCGUCGGGCACCUGUUGGCUCCCGUCGCUCUGGCCGAGGGGUCAAACUCUCCCAGAGGAGUCCAAGUGUGGGGGGACGUACCAGUGGCUGGACAUCCACAGAGUCUCUGGCGUCGCCUGCCAGUGAGGAUGGCAGAGCUCCUCCGCCACCGCCACCACCACGCAACCGUCUUGGCUCAGCACCCUGUGAAGUGCGCUCUCUUUCCCCUGUGACCCUCCAUAGUGUUCCUCCCCUGUCUGCCGGGGCUAAAGUGCCACCCCCUCCACCGCAGCGCAACCCCCGAGUUGAGCGGACUCUUCUGGAAACCAGCCGGCGGCUACAACAGGAACAAACCCACCAGCACCAGAACGGUGGACGCUUCCAGCUUGCAGAUCCUCCCAAAAUGCUCUUACCCUCUCCGUCCACUCAGCCUCUGCAGAGUAGCUGGACUAAACCCAGUCCUCAGACCUCUGGGCUCAGCACUCCAGCUGCUGGCGCCACAAUGACUCCAAUCCCACCCAACCAGCUGCAGACGGUUAGAGAGCAGAUGGCUACAGCUUUGAAACAGCUGAAGGAGAUGGAAGAGAGGGUAAAGGGUGUUCCUGCGCUUGAGAAAGAGGUGGCCAAACUUCGUGCUGAGAAAGACAUGCUCCUGUUAGCCCUGCAGGAGAAGGAAGUGGCCCAACAGAAGCAACCAUCUACAGAGUCUUCUACCCAAACCACAGAGACCCUAAAAACUGACCAUAAUGUCCACAGUCGAUUGACUACACCAACCUCACCCGGACAUAAAGGCCUCGGAAAAUCUGGUGAGCUGAAAAGGCUCACUGAGAAAUUUGAGGGGAAGGAGGAGAAAGCUACAGAACCUUCAUCAAAAGUUUUAGUGAAAACGCCAGAAAAAAUGUCUGUUGUGGUUGAGAAGAAAUCAGUGGCUGUUGGGGACGACAUGCCAAUGGACUCUGUUGUUUUCUACCACAGCCAGGGUGUGAAAGAUGCUUCUGAGGGCACCACAGUGAAUGUGUGUGAGAACGGCACAGGAACAGAGGUCCCUCCGGUUCAUGAGGAGGGAGUGCAGGCCGCAGUGGAGACAGAAGAGGCUGCGGUUUGGGUUAUGGAGUCACUACUUGGGUUGACCAGUGAGGCACAGCGGGAGAUUGACACCUUGCAGGACACCAUUAAAUUCCAGCAGGAGUCCAUUGUGGCUCUAGAAGACCGGCUGAGUGUGGCCGACAAAGACCUGGGGAUCCUUAAAGCCCAGGUGGAGGAGAAAACCUCCAAAGCCACAUUUGAGAAAGGCGUUCUUGCAAAACCAGACAUGACAAAUGCGCAGGUAGAGACACUGACUUCUGUGUUAAAGCACGCUGAGGUUUUGUGCCGUCCCGAGGUGAGAGAUGUAUGCAUAGGUGAAAGUUUAACAGCAGAUCUAAUCGAACAAGGCAGCCAGACUGAUGCUUUAGUGGAGACUGCAGAACCAGCUCCUGUUGCAGUGAUCAGCACUGGGUGCCAAUGGGAGAUCUUGUUUGAGGAAAAGAUGGAGGAGCAGAAAGCUACAGUGGCAAAGAAGAGACAGUUGACCAUCGCUGAAUACAAGGUCUCACCAGAAGAAGAGGUGGUCAGUACGGCCGAGAAGAAAGAGGAAGACCAAGGAGAGAAGACUGCAGCCAGCAACAUCAAGACAGGUAUGCUGAAAUCAAUCAUGAAGAGAAAGGAUGGGAGUAACUCAAGCGAGAAUCGCAACGCUGGCAAGAAGAGCCUGCAGUUUGUUGGCAUUCUAAAUGGAGGGUAUGAAUCUACAUCCAGUGAAGAUGAAGAGGAGGAGGAGGAGGAAGAUGGGAGUUCUUCUGGAGAAAGUGGUGAAGGCGAGUGCUUGGACAGCACAGAGGAGGAUGAUGAGGCGGCUCUGGAGGAAGAAACAUCUGAGGAGGAGAGAAACAUCAACCUGGAUGAGAGCGACACUGAUGAGGAAACCCUGAGAGCCACAAAUUAUUCAUCUGAUGCUGUGAAAGAGAAGUUUGAGCUGAGCUCAAAAAUGCGUGAAGCCUGCCUCAUCCUGAAGAACCACUUGAACGAUGACAUCAAAACACUGAAGAGUAAGGAAGUGCUCUCCAGCACCCACACUGUCCAGCUCGAGUGGUUUCGGAUCUCUAGCGCCAAGAUGGCUCAGCCUUCAAGGGUCUCAGACUACCUGAUGGCGUUCUCUGAGGUGUCGUCAGUACUGCUGGAGCACGUAGUCAACAUGACCGACGGCAACGGCAACACAGCUCUCCACUACAGCGUCUCCCACUCCAACUUCCGUGUGGUGGGGCUGCUGCUGGACACAGGUGUGUGCAGUGUGGAUAGGCAGAACAAGGCGGGCUACACGGCCAUCAUGCUGGCUGCGCUCUCUACUGUGAAGGAGGAGGAGGACAUGGCUGUGGUCAAGAAGCUCUUUGGUCAGGGGAAUGUCAACGCCAAGGCCAGUCAGGCGGGCCAGACAGCGUUGAUGCUAGCUGUUAGCCACGGCCGACAGGAGAUGGUGCGGGCGCUGCUGGAAAGUGGUGCUGACGUUAACGUGCAGGAUGACGAGGGAUCCACGGCACUGAUGUGUGCUAGCGAACACGGCCGUGCUGAGAUUGUGAAACUGCUCCUGGAACAGCCUGGUUGUGACAUAUCCAUUAUUGAUAAUGAUGGCAGCAAUGCUCUGUCCAUCGCACUGGAGGCGUCGCACAACGACACAGCUGUGCUGCUCUACGCCCACAUGAACUAUAAGACCCAGACUGCUGUGGGGAGUCCGAAGGCCCAGCUGAGGAGCCCCACCAGCCCUCACAAGCCUUGGCCUUCAGACUGACAGGAUUGUGGCUGCUCAUGUAGGCGGACAGACCAGCAAACUUAACUGGAUCUGAGCUGUGAAAAGCUCCACUGGAAUUUACUUAAAUAUAUAUGUAUUUAUAUAUUGCCAUAUGUCCUGCAUUUAUAGUAUUGUUAAUAUGAGAAUAUUAUUUUUCCAUACAAAUCGUGAAAGGUUUUAUUAUAUACUUUACUUAUAUGCACUCCCAGCAUGUCUAAAUGAGGUCUCCAGCACAGUUUUUUCUGUGGCAGGAGAUCUUACAUUUCUUAUUUGCACUCCACUAAAAUUUUUCUGACAAGGGCAAGACGCACAACAAUGUGCAUCAUGAUACUUCACUGUUGUCACAAAUCCCAGUGUUGAAGCUGCAGAAAAUGUAUCAUUCUACCUUGACUACUUUUGUCCGCAUGUCCAGUGUGUACUAUGAACAUCAAAUGACACUGCCUGUGUGUGUUGCCCUCUAGUCUUCCCUUUCUGUCCUGCCUUGGUUAACUGAUCUGUGAACCUCUAACCUUCAUAGUCAACACUAACUCUCUGUGCAUUUUAUGUUCAUAUAAAUAUAUACACGUAUAUAUACACUGUAUAUUCAUGUCUGAAAAACAUUUACUGUAAAGUGAUAAAUUGUUUCUUCAAGCUUUACAAACAUUUUUAAAUGAAAAACAACUGUUUUUCAACAACUGUCAAGUGAGUGAAGUUGGAGUUAAUAAAGACAAUCUCUUUAAAACAA